Molecule: messenger RNA, 1165 nt
Organism: Naegleria gruberi
Lineage: Eukaryota; Heterolobosea; Eutetramitea; Acrasida; Naegleriidae
Product: strictosidine synthase
Exons: 1
Coding region: 7-1101 (364 amino acids)
Biological process (GO): biosynthetic process
Molecular function (GO): strictosidine synthase activity
Source: RefSeq, a predicted model, not a curated record
AAACAAAUGAAAUCACUAUUGCUACUUUUCACACUCUUGGCAACUGCAAUUCUCAUUGCUGGCCACAAAGUCACAGAAAAGACAAUCAUCAGCUCUGAAAAGAUAGGUUACGGUGUGUUGAAGGGUCCAGAAUCUAUUGUGUGGGAUCCAGUCCAUGCUGAUGUAUUAUAUACUGGUAUUAAUGAUGGUAGUAUCAUGAGAGUAAAUGUCACGUCAGGUGUCAGUACUGUUUACGCUUAUUCUGUCCCAGCUUUGAAUGCCACACAAAGAGCUGUCUGUGGUACAAGCGUGUUAUAUGAAGGUACCUGUGGUAGAGUUUUGGGAAUGGUAUUUGAUAAGAAUAACAAUUUAAUUGUCGCUGAUGCUUACAAGGGAUUGUUGAGAAUUUCCAGAGCUAAUCCAAGUCAAGUUGAAGUUUUGGUCAAUUCAUACAAUGGAGUCCCAUUCAAGAUGACAAACUCAGUUGUCUUGUUGAAGGAUGGUAAGACUGUCUAUUUCACUGAUUCUUCCCUUCUCUAUUCAAGACUUUACUUUGUGUCCAUCGUUGUGGCCAACAAUCCAGAUGGAAGAUUAUUCAAAUUCGAUUUGGAAACCAAGCAAUUGCAAGUUGUCAUUUCUGAUUUGAAAUUUGCCAAUGGUAUUGCUGUUUCCAAAGAUGAAUCCUUCCUCGUUAUCAAUGAAUGUUCAUCUGGCUCAUUAAGAAGAUUCUACUUAAAGGGAAGAAAGGCCGGAACUAAUGAUGUUUUCGUUCAAGAUAUUGGUGGAUAUGCUGAUAAUAUCAAGACUGAUGAUGAUGGCAAUUUCCUAGUUGGUUUAUUCUCAAAUACCACUCAAGAAGUUACUGCCAUUCAUGAUUCUGCCAAGUUGAAGAAUAUUUUCCUGACCAUUGUGCCAGCAACUACCACUUUGGGAAUGAUUGUUCCACAAGGAUUGGUUAAGAAGGUCAAUCAAAAGGGAAAGAUUACAACUGUUUAUUCUGAUAAGACUGCUACUUUUGCUUUGCAAGUUUCUGAAGCUGAUGUCAGAGGUGGAUAUUUGUAUUUGUGUUCAGUUUUGAACCCUUGGUUGACCAGAGUUAACUUGUCAACUGGUUUGCAAUAAGUGUAUUAUAUUGAAUGUGUUGAUAUUUUCACAUUUGUAAAUAAAAUUGUAAAUUAAAGUUUCA